AUGAGAAAAUUGUUUCUUUUAAGUUUUGUUUCUAUUAAUUUGGGUGUGAUUUGUCAUGGAGAGUUGUUCACCGCUUUAUCUGACUUAGAACCGCUGCUGACGACCCAUAAAAAAGUUGUUGAAGAUUUAGAAGACUACAUCGGUAGAGAAGAGGAAAGGCUCAACACACUAAAAAGAUAUGUACAAGUGUACAAACGAGAACAUGUGCAGGCGAUGGAAGACAUACCGAACUACCUCGGCAACCCUAUAAACGCGUUCACACUCAUCAAGAGGAUGACCACAGACCUGGAGUACGUCAAACUGAAUAUUGAUUUAGGAGCAGAACAUGCAAGAAAUAUCAGCAUCACGCAGUACGAGAACGCCACUUACCCCAGCGCGGAGGACUUACGCGGCGCCGCCCGCGCUCUCACGCGCCUGCAGGAAACUUACCUUCUCAAGGUCGAAGAUCUCGCUGAAGGAAUACUAAAUGGAGUUGUUUAUGGUUCUGCAAUGAACGCGAAUGAUUGCUUUGAGCUAGGCAUAGCGCUAUAUAAUGAAACGGAGUACAGAAAUUCCUUAGCGUGGAUGUCAAUCGCUCUAAAAAAAUACAACGAAGAGAUCUCCUCAUACCCAUUAACUGAAGUAGAUAUCCUUGAGUACAUUACUUUUGCAAAUUACAUGCUAGGAGACGUCAAAAAAGCUGAAGAAUUGACGGAAAAAAUAGUCGCCAUAGAUCCGACAUAUGAUAUACGUAAGCCUAAUGUCACCAUUGCCGAACAGGAGAGAAAAAAGAGACUGAAUGGGGUUACCGGAGAAGAUUCUCUUGAAACAGAGACUGAACAAACGCCCAAGGAUUUGAGCGAUGACUAUGAGACUCUGGAAACAUACAAGACGCUGUGUCGCGGAGAAAUUGAUGUCUCGCCUGAAGUAGAGAAGGAGCUAACCUGUCGUUACCUGACGGAGAAUCACCCGUUCCUGCGUCUGGCGCCGAUCAAGAUGGAGUACAAGUACCGCGACCCCGACAUCGUGCUGUUCCACGAGGUGCUCAGCGACUCGGAGAUACAACAUCUCAAGGAGCUCGCGCAGCCUAUUUUUCAGCGAGCCAUGGUGCGCGAUGCUGUUUCGGGCAAUUCUUUACCAGUGGACUACCGUAUUAGCAAGUCGGCCUUCCUAACUGACGAGAAGUCGCCGGUAGUGGAGAGAGUGAGCAGGCGGGUCGCGGAUUUUACAGGAUUAGACAUGGACACUGCUGAAGAUCUACAAGUUGUCAACUACGGCAUUGGCGGUCAUUAUUUGCCACACUACGAUUGUACCACCUCCGAGGACAUACAGUUCGAAAAUGAAAUUGGGAACAGAAUAGCAACAGUAAUAUUUUAUAUGUCAGAUGUGGCUCAAGGCGGCGCCACGGUGUUCCCGGAGCUAGGGUUGAGCCUUUUUCCGGUACGCGGGGCGGCCGCGGUGUGGCUCAACCUGCACGCGUCCGGGGAGGCCGACCUAGCAACCCACCACGCCGCUUGCCCCGUGCUGCGCGGCUCCAAGUGGGUAAGCAUUAAAUGGAUUCAUCUCGUCGGUCAAGAGUUUGUAAAACCUUGUGGAUUGGAGUACCAGCCGGAAGGUAUGAAAGGAUCUUUAAAAAAAACUGUUACUAAAUAA
This is a messenger RNA of Aricia agestis (brown argus), 1632 nucleotides long. Its product is annotated as prolyl 4-hydroxylase subunit alpha-1-like. NCBI's taxonomy places the organism in Eukaryota, Metazoa, Arthropoda, Insecta, Lepidoptera, Lycaenidae. The record is from RefSeq and is a predicted model, not a curated record. The transcript is spliced from 11 exons. Gene Ontology annotation, cellular component: endoplasmic reticulum. Gene Ontology annotation, biological process: peptidyl-proline hydroxylation to 4-hydroxy-L-proline. Gene Ontology annotation, molecular function: iron ion binding; protein binding; procollagen-proline 4-dioxygenase activity. The coding region runs from base 1 to 1632 and encodes 543 amino acids.